AUGAUCAAACUGUUUGUCAUACUUUCUUUCAGUGCUCUCUUGUUACUUGAAGCAUGUGGUUUCACCGAUGAAACUGAUAGACAAGCGUUGUUGGAGUUCAAGUCUCAAGUUUCUGAAGGCAAAAGAUUUGUCUUGUCCUCAUGGAAUCACUCUUUCCCUCUCUGCAACUGGAAAGGGGUUAGAUGUGGCCACAAACACGGGAGAGUUACUGGUCUGGACGUCGGAGGAUUGCAGUUAGGCGGAGUGAUAUCACCAUCUAUUGGUAAUCUUUCGUUUCUCGUAUCACUUAAUCUCUCUGAUAACUCUUUUGGUGGUACUAUCCCUUUAGAGGUGGGAAACUUGUUUAGACUUCGACACUUGUUUGUGAGGUCAAAUGCUCUUAGAGGAGAGAUUCCAACAAGUCUAUCUAACUGCUCUAGAUUGUUGGAGCUUUAUUUGGAUUUCAAUCAUCUUGAAGAAGGGGUUCCUUGGGAACUAGGAUCAUUGACAAAACUUGUAACUUUAAAUUUUGGUGGGAACAACAUAAAAGGAACUCUCCCUUCAUCUCUUGGAAACUUGACAUCUCUCAGAAAUCUUGUCUUUGGCGUUAAUAAUAUAGAAGGUGCUUUUCCUCCCGCUAUCUACAAUUUAUCCUCACUUGAAUUUUUAAACAUAUUUGAAAAUGGUUUCGCGGGUAGCCUAAAGCAUGAUUUUGGUACUUUGCUACCAAACCUUCAAGAGAUAUAUAUGGGCAAAAAUUAUAUCACGGGAAGCAUUCCAACCACACUUUCAAAUAUCUCGAAUCUUCGAGCGUUAAGGAUGGAGUAUAAUAGUUUGACAGGAAGUAUUCCUCCGAGCUUCGGAAAAGUACGAAAUUUACAACACCUAGGACUUGAUGUUAAUUAUUUCGGAAGUGGCUAUUUUGGAGAUCUUGAAUUUCUUGACGCUUUGAUUAAUUGCACCCAACUACAAGAGGUAGAUGUUGGUGACAAUAGGCUUGCUGGUGAGUUGCCUACUUCAAUUGUCAAUCUGUCCGCAAACGUCAUCUAUUUGAGCCUUCAAAAAAAUCUCAUAUCAGGAAGCAUUCCUCGUGACAUUGGGAAUCUCAUCAGACUCCAAACACUUUGGUUGGCACAAAAUUUAUUGACGGGACCGCUCCCAAACUCUCUUGGGAAGCUUUCAGAUUUGGGGGCGAUCGUUCUUUAUUCAAAUAGAAUGUCAGGAGAGAUACCACCUUCAAUAGGCAACCUCACUAUGUUAGAAAUACUAUAUUUGUAUAACAAUAGUUUUGAAGGAAUGGUUCCUUUCCGUCUAGGUAAUUGUAGGCACCUAUUAGAUUUACGGAUUGGGUAUAAUAAGUUGAAUGGGGCUAUACCUAAGGAAAUUAUGCAAAUCCCGACCCUCGUUCGCCUAAGCAUGGGAGGACAACUCCCACAAACCUUGGGAAAAUGUCUCUCGAUGGAAGCUAUUUAUCUACAAGGAAAUUCUUUUAAUGGAGCCAUUCCAGAUGUAAGUGGUUUGAUGGGUGUUCAGAGAGUUGAUUUGUCAAAUAAUAAUCUCUCUGGAAGUAUACCUAGAUACUUUGCAAACUUCUCACUGUUGGAGUAUCUCAAUCUAUCCAUUAACAAUUUCGAAGGACGAGUGCCAUCAGAAGGAAACUUUUUGAAUGCUACUAAAGUUUCAAUAUCUGGGAACAAAAAUCUCUGUGGAGGCAUCAGAGAAUUUCAACUAAAGCCAUGCCUUGUCCAAGCACCACCACUGGACAUAAAGCAUUCCUCUCAUGUAAAGAAAGUUGCAAUUGGAGUAAGCCUAGGCAUAGCUUUGCUUUUAUUGUUGUCCGUAUCUUUAUUUUCUUUGUGUUGGUUCAAUAAAAGAAAGAAGAACCAGCAGACCAAUAAUACAACUCCUUCCACAUUGGAUAUUUUCCAUGAGACGAUAAGUUAUGGAGAUCUUCGAAAUGCAACAAAUGGCUUUGCUUCAAGCAAUAUGGUCGGAUCAGGUAGUUUUGGUACUGUGUUUAAGGCAUUGCUUCCUGCUGAGAACAAAGUUGUUGCAGUGAAAGUUCUAAACUUAAAGAGACAUGGAGCAAUGAGGAGCUUUAUGGCAGAAUGUAAAUCCUUGAAGGACAUAAAGCAUCGUAAUCUUGUGAAACUUUUGACAGCUUGCUCGAGUAUUGACUUCCAAGGAAACGAAUUCAGAGCUCUCAUAUAUGAAUUCAUGCCGAAUGGAAGCUUGGAUAUGUGGCUGCAUCCAGAGGAAAUGGAAGAGAUUCGUAGGCCCUCAAGAACCUUGACACUUAUUGAAAGGCUCAACAUUGCUGUAGACGUGGCUUCUGUUUUGGACUAUCUUCAUGUUCAUUGUCAUGAGCCUAUAGCACAUUGUGAUGUUAAGCCAAGCAACAUCCUUCUAGAUGAUGAUCUAACUGCCCAUGUUAGUGACUUUGGUCUGGCUCGUCUUCUCCUCAAAUUCGACCAAGAGUCCUUCUUCAACCAACUAAGCUCAGCUGGCGUUAGAGGAACCAUUGGCUAUGCCGCACCAGAAUAUGGAAUGGGAGGGCAGCCGUCAAUACAUGGUGAUGUUUACAGCUUUGGGGUUCUCCUUUUGGAAAUGUUCACUGGAAAACGACCAACCAAUGAGUUAUUUGGGGGAAACUUUACCCUAAACAACUACACCAAGUUGGCGCUGCCAGAAAAAGUAUUGGACAUUGUAGACAAAUCGAUUCUUCACAGUGGUCUGAGAGUCGGUUUCCUUGUUGCUGAGUGCUUGACAUUGAUUUUCGAAGUGGGACUAAGGUGUUGUGAGGAAUCUCCAGUGAACCGAUUGGCAGCGAGUGAGGCAGCAAAGGAGUUAAUCUCAAUUAGAGAGAGGUUCUUUAAAACCAACAGACGUUGA
Molecule: messenger RNA, 2871 nt
Organism: Camelina sativa (false flax)
Lineage: Eukaryota; Viridiplantae; Streptophyta; Magnoliopsida; Brassicales; Brassicaceae
Source: RefSeq, a predicted model, not a curated record